This is a messenger RNA of Mytilinidion resinicola, 341 nucleotides long. RefSeq lists its product as uncharacterized. The annotation marks the transcript as partial. The record is from RefSeq and is a predicted model, not a curated record. Lineage: Eukaryota; Fungi; Ascomycota; Dothideomycetes; Mytilinidiales; Mytilinidiaceae. The transcript has 2 exons.
CUCGCCGCGACGGGCCUAAGCAACGUGUACAGCAUCCUAAGCGGAACUAUGACUGAUGGCAUCACCCACACCUCAUUGACUAAAGUAAAGUUGGCGGUUCGAAAAGAAUCCGGCAACUUGACCACCACCGAGCGAGUAGAAUACAUCAACACGGUCCUAUGCCUGCAGUCUAACCCCUCAAAGCUUUCUUAUAGCGUUGCUUCAGCGGCGGAGCCUCGCUAUGAUGACUUCGUUGCGAUUGAUAAUAAGCAGACUAGGUGAAGAUGGAACUCCAGUCGGUUAGCUGUGGGAAGUCUGAUGGAUUCUCUUCCGAGAAAGUGGAAGUCAGAUUAUAGUCAGGU